AUGGUGCUUCUCCGAGCUCGUCGUAACAAACUGGCAUCAGGUUUACGGCCUGGUGAUAGUGAAGAUGGUUCGGGGGCCCGAUACGAAGCUCAGGUUCGCGAGAAUCGACGUCGUGGAGCACUUUACGCCUUGAGUUCAUCCAACGGCAAACGACUUCCGAGUGUCAGUCUUCAACCUACCGAUGCUCGAGUGCGACGCGAUCUGUUGAGACUCACACAACUGGAAGACAAAAGAGUGGAGAGCGAGAAGAGAAGCGUCUACGAGGACGAGCAAAACGACUGUAAACAUCGCGAACAUCUCAACUAUCGACCGCCUAUGGAUCAGAUCCACAAAUUGCGUGAUCUGCAUACGACUGUAGCGAAAGAUUGUCGAGACCGCGUGAAGCUUAGUGCUGAUCAGCGGAUAUUCGCCAAGAUCAACCAGAAACUUGGGUCAAAACAGGAUGAGAGCACGAAACCAGAAUGGCGUCUAGGAUACAGCAACAACGUUGACACAGGCUCGCGAGCUGGCGUCGGAGGCAUUUUUGAACCUCGUGAUGGAACUCGGGAGCGAAUUCUCGACACGCGAAGGGCUACUAUGUUGUUACCGGACUCUGUUGUAGUAGCCUAUCCUCUAAACAAGUCUGACAACCAGGAUGAGGCAAAGGAGAAUCAUCUUGUUGAUAGUCCGUGUUAUCAUCGAGUAGUCAAGAAAAAACCGUGGUGUCCAGCUUCCUCUUCGAAGUCAGCGAGCUCAGCAAGCCCUCGACGUCGCUAUCCUGUAGAACGCUUUACACCAUCCGGUUUAGAAGAGAGUGGUGAUUUGAAUUCCUACGAUCACGACGGACUCCAGCGUUUUCCAAUACGCUACGUGGAAUCUUUUGAACCGAUUGAGGCUGACGCAGAUUUCGUCGUCGAUCCACGAUGUGCAGACAAGCAACAGACAUUAUUAACCAAAGUUGCAGAGACGUAUUCUCGGGUUCGAGCACGUUUAGAUCGCUUAAAAGAGCCUCACCUGCGGUAUCAACUACCAGUCGAGGACGCAGCGCAGUAUCAUCGAGCCUAUCGACUUGGCCUAGAUGAUGUGCCCUCCACUGCUUCGACCAAACCGAAGAAGGGUAAACAGAAGCUGAACUUCCGCCCAAAAUCUGCUGGUGCUAGCGUGGGCUUCCAAACUAUAAGUCUAACUCCAAAACCCGGUGGUUUCCUCACUCCGGAACUGAACGGAGGUUACGACGCGAAGGACUCUUGA
Molecule: messenger RNA, 1230 nt
Organism: Phytophthora nicotianae INRA-310
Lineage: Eukaryota; Oomycota; Peronosporomycetes; Peronosporales; Peronosporaceae
Exons: 2
Coding region: 1-1230 (409 amino acids)
Source: RefSeq, a predicted model, not a curated record